GGAAUAGGUGCUGCAACUGCCUUGUUGUUUUCACGUUAUGGAGCAUCUCUGGCACUAACUGGACGUAAUGUUGAGAAUCUUCAGGCUGUUGCAGAGAAGUGUGCUGGCAACAAUUCUACUAACAAGCCUCUUACAAUUCAAGAUUAAGGACCCACCUGAAACACUAUGCAUGUUAGACUCAGAUUUAGUGCAAUAAGGUGCUGCAUGUAAAGAUUAACCCUGUACAUUCAACAACAAUUUCAUCACAUCUCGAGGAAGAAGACGUGCUUUACGAACCUUACCCAGCAGGACCAAAUGCUUUACCCCAACACCGUGAAUAGAAACAUGGUACAGCAGCCCAGAAAGUAGACACUGAUCCAAACUCUCAGUAGACUUAUCUAGUAGAAAUGCAUGAACUCUAAACCCUCCAAUGACCUUCAGAGCAGGAAGGCAGAGCAACAGGAACAUUGGAAAUGAUGGCUCAUUAACCUUCAUAAAAGAAAUGGUAAACCGAACCUGAGGUGGAAACAAGGAUAACAGAAGAGCAACUUUUCCCUUCCUUCCAUGCACAAACACAUGAAGACAUUCCAAUGGAUGGAUGACCCAAGCCCAAAAGGAAUCAAAGGGGGAACCAAACCAGAUCAUCAACAGUUACCUCAUCCUCAAUUAAAGAGAAAAUAGGGUUUACCAUACAGUAUCUCCAAACUCUGCAAGGUUGUCGUAAGCAGAAGAAUGGGAAAAAUGUAAUGACUCCAGAGUACUUCUACCAACCCCCAACUCCCAUCCCUGAUUGGGGUAGCAUCAAUGGAAUCUUCCACUCGUAGAAAAAAGGAGCUGAAAAUCCUUCAAACCCUAGGCAGAAAUGGUUUCCCGUUAGGAAAACCAUUCCCAAGAACACACAAACUUCUCUCAUGAUGCAGCCCACAGGUGUUCACUAACACCUGGUUACUUGUUUACUGCUUAGUGAUCAGAGGCAUCAGGUGUAAGAAACUUAUGCAAAUGCCAAUUGUGCACGGAAAUUGGAACUAGAAUAAAUUUCGGAUCAAUUCAAUUUCGACUGUGAACCAGCUACAUUGACCACACUCGGCAACACCCACUCAAGAGAGAACUCUGUAGCCAGUGAAGUAGAAUGGGAAAUUGAAGGCCUAGCAGAUGAGACGGGAGCCAAAGCAUUACCUCUCCUCAUUACACCACCUCUCCUUGGCCGAAAUGCUAUGUGUACUAGUGGCUUUAGCUGAUCUGAAUAAUGAAACCGACACAAAGCGUGUGGUGGAGGAGACAAUAAAGAAAUAUGGUCGGCUGGAUAUUCUAGUAAAUAAUGCAGGUAUACUAGAAAUGGGCACUAUUGAGAACACAUCUUUGGAUCAGUAUGAUCGUGUCAUGAAUACCAAUAUUAGGGCUGUCUACCACCUAACUAUGUUGGCUACUCCUCAUCUGAUUGAGUCCAAAGGUAACAUAGUCAAUGUCUCCAGUGUUAAUGGAAUUAGAUCAUUUCCUGGUGUUCUUGCAUACAACAUCUCAAAAGCUGCAGUUGAUCAGUUGACACGAUGUGUUGCCUUAGAGCUUGCAGAUAAACAAGUUCGGGUCAACUCUGUUAACCCUGGUGUUGUAGUCACAGAACUACAGAAGCGAGGUGGUCUUGCGCCAGAGGCUUAUGCUGCAUUCCUUGAGCGUUCCAAGCAAACUCAUGCACUAGGCCGUCCAGGACAACCUGAGGAAGUGGCAGCAGCAAUUGCAUUCUUGGCUUCUGAUGAAGCCUCCUUUGUCACUGGUGCAUCAAUUCCAGUUGAUGGUGGCCGUCAUGCCAUGUGUCCCCGAUAAUUUACUCUAGAAUACUAAAAAAGUCCACCUGAAAUCAUUUUAAAGAGCCCAUUGCUCCUAAAUAUUGUUUUGAUUAAUGCACUGUAAGAACAUGUAGUUUAUAAUAAUUUUUUUUUAGUUUGAAGAUUUAAUAUGCAAGGAUAUAUUUUUUUUGUUACAUUUAAGCCACAAUUAAGUUGUAACUGUAAAUAUACAGUGUCACUGAAAGCAAUAAAUUGGCAAAUGUAAGAAUUUGAAAAUGAAGCUUCAUUAACGCUAAUAAUACAAUUUAAGUUUUCUCCACAUUGCAAACAUAUUUGUUACUGAAGUUUGAUGUGUUUUGUGGUUUGAGUUUUGGAAAAAAUAGCAAAGUUAUCUUCCAUAAAAUGUAUUUUUACGAUAUACAACUGGCUACAGAUUGUAAACUUUUUAUAUAUUGAUGAAGUUUUAUCUAUUAUUAUAGAAAAUAGUGACUUGUUAGUGUUAUUAAUAUUUCUGAAAGAGCACCUGAAACCACAUGACAAAAGAAGUUGACAAGUUGGUUUGGCUAUUGUAAAAGUGGAAUAGUUGGCAUUUGCACCAAGAUAUAUGGAUGCAUGCAAAUGAAUGAACACUGGCCCUCACAUAUGAGUACAAGAAAGUAGAUGGAAAAUAAAUAACCCAACUGACACAAAUUAAAUGAAAGUGACAUGAUUUACUUCUCGAAUUGCACUUCACCACUUUUCAUCUCGCAUUCUCUCUUGCCUUAUAUUGGCUUCCCAUUUCUCACUAUUGCAGUUACAGCCCCGCUCCUGUGCCAGGUAAGGCUACUGCAGGCUCACCAUAGCCCAUGCAACUUAGAACUUUUGGUUUAGAGUAGCUGAAUCUAAAACAACAACUACUCACUACUGCUCAGUUGUGACUAUAUAAGGGUCCAGGAUGGACAAAAAUGUUAUCUUUCGGUCCAUUUCAUGUAUGUUGGUCGAGUUAUUUGUUUUCUGUUACAUUAUUGUGGCAUUCUAUAAAUUGAAAACAUUAUAUUGUGGCAUUCUCUAUAACAGGAAAAGGUUAUUAUAUUGUGGCAUUCUCUGUGAAAGGUAAAGGUUGUUUGUAAGAUAGUCGUAAAUUAAAGAUAAAGGUAAACAAUUAUUAAGUGUUCUGUUCAGGUGGCAAAUCCUGAUCAUUAAAGUGGCCCAAUUAUAUAGCCAACAAUCCAUCAGUGAGGGAAGGUGCAACCAGUGUGAUACCUAUGAAGUUUCACAAGAUGUAUAUGGUUGUCACUAAUAUGAAUUAAGAAAUUAUUUACCAUUUUAUGAAUGAAUAUUUUUGUAACUUCUGUUACCGAUGGUAGAAUUGAAAACUUUUAUUAAAAGGUUGAAUCAC
Molecule: messenger RNA, 3141 nt
Organism: Procambarus clarkii (red swamp crayfish)
Lineage: Eukaryota; Metazoa; Arthropoda; Malacostraca; Decapoda; Cambaridae
Source: RefSeq, a predicted model, not a curated record